This is a messenger RNA of Homarus americanus (American lobster), 1268 nucleotides long. Its product is annotated as 1-aminocyclopropane-1-carboxylate oxidase-like. The record is from RefSeq and is a predicted model, not a curated record. The transcript is spliced from 7 exons. Bases 134 to 1159 code for a protein of 341 amino acids. Lineage: Eukaryota; Metazoa; Arthropoda; Malacostraca; Decapoda; Nephropidae.
GGGAGGUAGGUCGUAUGGUGCCUGGGUGACGGCGGUGACCAGUCAGUGUGAAUUCGACCUUGGUGGACUGCAGACGUCGUUACUCCCCUCCCAUCUCGACACUCGUCACUCUAUACCUGUGUGUGUGUGAACGAUGUCGGCGAAGGAAUUACCGGUAAUAGAUCUACGCCUGGCGAAGGGGACGACAAGGGGAGCGCUGGUAAAACAACUUCGGGAGGCGCUAACUGAUGUGGGUUUUAUUUAUCUAGCUGGCGUUGACGGGUGCGAUGAAGGUGAACUGCUGAGGCUAACACACUGGUUCUUCAGCUUGCCGAUAGAGACGAGGAUGAAGAUAUCCAAGAAGAGCUUUAAUCCAGCCUCUGACUAUGAGUACAGAGGCUACUUCCCAGUUAUCCAGGGAGAGGUGUCUCAUAAAGAAGGGUUCGAGGUAGGUGCCAAGCUUGAGACCCAACUCAGCUCUCCUGAUAAGUUGGAAGAGAAGAUCUUCUACGAGGAUAACCAGUGGCCUGUAGACCCCUCUGGCGAUACCACCUUCACCGACUACUUCAGGACGUGGAUGGAAAACUACCACCAAAAGAUGACCGAAGCGUCGCUGGAGUUACUUCGUCUCAUAUCGGAAGGUUUCGACGCCCCGACUGAGUUCUUCACCCCCCUCUUCACCCCUGACCACCUCUCCACCCUCCGACUCAUCCACUACCCCCCUAGACCUCAUCCACCAGAGAGCGCACGAGUAGGAGAAGUGGUAAUCCAGACAGGAGAACAUCGAGAUUCCGUAAUGCUCACUCUGCUGACCACUUUUAAGCAGUACCCAGGUCUGCAGGUGAGGUGGAAAGACGACUCCAUUCUGGAUGUGCCUCACCGCCCUGGCCUCCUUGUAGUAAACAUAGGGAUGGUUCUAGCUGCCAUCAGUGGGGGUAAACUCAAGGCCACAAGUCACCGAGUUAUUGAUUGUUGUGGUGAUCGGUUUUCAGUGCCGUUCUUCCUGGAGCCGCGGUACCAUGGCAACAUCAACAUCGUGUUACCUGGCGGGACACCAACCCUUACCACGGACCCAGAGGAGGAAGUGCCUUAUGGGCCCUGGAUCUUCAAUAAAAUAACUAGGUUCGCUGAGUACAAAGACUUGAUCAAAAGGGUGGCUAAGGAUGGUACCUCGAUGUAGUUACUGGUUGUUUUGUUAAUGUAGGAUCGUAUGGUUCACCUACCCUAACUUAACCUAACCUAACCUCCCCAGCUUAUUUUAAUUAAUUUAUCUCCCUAACUUAACCUAA